Messenger RNA from Poecilia reticulata (guppy), 1617 nucleotides. It is a transcript of the gene ntpcr, whose product is annotated as nucleoside-triphosphatase, cancer-related. Gene Ontology annotation, molecular function: ATP hydrolysis activity. The record is from RefSeq and is a predicted model, not a curated record. NCBI's taxonomy places the organism in Eukaryota, Metazoa, Chordata, Actinopteri, Cyprinodontiformes, Poeciliidae.
AUGCGUGAACUCUAUGUGUACGGAAGUGUCUGUAGCAGCUGCACUGUGCAUGGUGAAACCUCUGCUAUGUUCAAACACGUUUUUCUGACCGGACCACCAGGUGUGGGAAAAACCACUCUGGUCCAAAAAGCCUGUGAAGCUUUAGUGUCAUCCGGAGUGGGAGUGGAAGGAUUUUACACAGAAGAGGUCAGGGAGGGAGGCAGAAGGGUCGGCUUUGAUGUCGUCACACUUGCAGGAGAGCGGGGCCACCUGUCCAGAAUCAGAGAAGGAGCCAGCACAUCUCACGGCAGACGGGAGUACACGGUGGGACAGUACGUGGUUGAUUUGCCUUCAUUUGAAAGCCUGGCCCUUCCCCUCUUCAGACAUACGGGGGCAGCAGACGGGGACAGCAGGACGGUGUUCAUCAUCGACGAGAUCGGCAAAAUGGAGCUUUUUAGUCAGGCCUUCAUCAGAGCGGUGAGGCAGACUUUAGACGGCUCAUCUUGCACAAUCCUGGGCACCAUCCCCGUCCCCAGAGGUAAACCACUUGGUCUGGUGGAGGAGGUCCGGAGCAGGAGGGACGUCAAGGUCUUUACUCUGUCGAAGGAGAACAGAAACGCUCUUCUGCAGGAUAUUUUAUCAACCCUACAAGAGUGUUUAAAACACAGCAGCCACAACCAGUGAAAGGACGUCUUCCUGCAGUUUGUGCCGACGUCAGUUUCCUCAUGUGUCUGUGCUUAAACGCUUCACACAAGCCGACUGUUAAGUAAGUCCGUUCAUGGUUGACAAUGGUGUUGUUGACCUACUGUACUCUGCAGCAAGGUGAGAAGGUGGAAGAGUUGUUGUGCCACAUACAUGUGUUUAAUGUAAAAAAUCAUUUCUUUUGUUUCUCUUCACAAAAUGGAUUACAUGCUCAAUAAUUGAUUGUGUGAUGGAACACGACUGGGAAUAUAAUAUAAUAUAUUAGUUUUCUGUUUGUUGCUUAUUCAGUUUUAUAUUCCCAAGUUUUCCAUGAUCACAGCCGAUGUUUUCUUUCAAUAAAGGAGCACACAAAGCGGCGACCCUGGUGAUUCUAUUAAUUCUUCCCGACAGAAGCUCUGCCUUGUGUUGAGCUUUUGCUCACGGAGUAUCAAUCAAUAUUUAAUUGUGCAACGAUGUGCACUCUAUUCAGCCGCCAUCACUAACGAAUAGAAGCAAAUAUGCAGCACCUUGCAACAGUAUUGAUACUUGCGCAACAUUUCUACUUUUUCUCACAUUAUCAAAUUUAGGUCUACUGGACAGAAUCAGAAUCAUCCCAGUAUCAAUGUGCGCUAAAUCACAUUCACAAAAGACUGCUUGCAUAAAAUAUUUGGAAAAAUAUUCUAUGAUGCAUUAAAAUCCUGGAAACUAGUGAUAUUUUAAUUUUGUUGGAUUUUUUUCAACUCCCAUUACUAAUGCAAUAUUAUUCUAACUAUUUGAUAUCACACAACCGUGAUGGGCAUUUAUGUUUUAGACUAGCACAAGGUAGAGACUUAAAAGUGCUAAUUUUCUGGGGGUUUUUUGCCAUUAAAAAUCUGAAAAGUGUGGUGUGUAUUUGUAGUGCAGCCGACCAGUUUUCCUGUACCUGAAAAAAAUAAAAUAAAAAACAUACCACCACCA